AAAACCACUUUUAAAACUUAUCAAAAUUUCUCCGCACUAUUCCUCAUUGAACGCAACACGUACAUAUGUAUGUACAUACAUGUGACUGCAUAUGUGUGUUUAUAGUUUCAAUUAGUUCGGUUCAUUUGACAGCGCCUUCAUCGUUUUUUGUAUUUAUUGUAUUGUAUUCAACGAGGGGAAUCAAACAAAACUUUGAUCGCAGCACAAAACUGGCGCAGUUUAAUUUCAUCACUGCUCCGAGAACACUUACCACGUAGCCCCUCCUUGUAUUUAUUUGAUUUUGUUGCAUCAUUUAAAUUGUAUUUUACACAAUGUCCGGCUCAAUUUACGGCAAUGUAGCUAAGGGCCCGGCUAUUGAAGUAUUCGCUUUGACUCAAGCUUUCAAGGAUGACUUGUCCUCCAACAAAGUUAACUUAUCUGUGGGGGCUUACCGCACUGACGAUGGUCAGCCGUGGGUUCUACCGGUUGUGCGCAAAUCCGAAAUAGAAAUUGCAAGUGAUCAGCAUACAAAUCACGAAUACCUACCAGUGACUGGUUUGGAUACAUUCACGCGCGCCGCUACGGAGCUGGUGCUCGGUGCCAAUUCAAAAGCUCUUAAAGAGCAAAGGGCAUUCGGCGUACAAACCAUUUCUGGGACAGGUGCGCUACGUUUAGCGGCCGAUUUUCUGCUACAACAGCUUAAACGUCAUACGGUUUACUACUCCAACCCAACCUGGGAGAAUCAUCAUAAAAUAUUUGCAGAUGUCGGCUUUACAAAACUGCAUACUUAUCGCUAUUGGGACCAAAAAAAUCGUCAGUUGGAUUUCAAAGGUAUGAUGGCUGAUCUAGAUGAGGCUCCGCCAUUGUCCAUUAUAAUUUUGCACUCAUGCGCACACAAUCCUACUGGCAUUGACCCAACCCAGGAACAAUGGAUACAAAUUGCUGAUUUAAUGGAACGUAAAAAGCUGUUCCCACUUUUUGACUCUGCUUAUCAGGGCUUUGCCAGCGGUGAUCCCGAUCGGGAUGCAUGGGCUGUUCGUCAUUUUGUUGAUCGGGGCUUUGAGCUUUUUGUUGCACAAUCGUUUGCUAAGAAUUUUGGCUUGUAUUGUGAACGUGUUGGAAAUUUAACGGUGGUGCAGCAGCACGGUGGCACCAAAGCCGCCAUACACUCACAAAUGACACUCAUUAUACGUGGACAAUAUUCAAAUCCACCUGCAUUUGGUGCGCGGAUCGUCUCAAAGGUUUUAAACUCUCCUGCGCUGCGCGAGGAAUGGAUGCAGUGCAUUAAAGCCAUGUCCAGUCGCAUACGCGAAAUGCGCAAGGCUUUGCGUGAUAAACUUGUAGAACUGGGCACUCCCGGAAAUUGGGACCAUAUUGUUAACCAAAUUGGAAUGUUUUCCUAUACAGGCUUAAACGAAAAUCAAGUGCGCGUUCUUAUCAAUAAUUAUCACAUAUAUUUGCUAAAAACGGGUCGCAUUAACAUGUGUGGUCUGAAUACUGGCAAUAUUGACUAUGUAGCAGAAGCUAUACAUGCAGCAGUAACCUCCCCUGGGACACCAUGCACCUGCGAAAACAAAUUGUAAAUCAAGAACACGGGCUAAUCAAGAAACUUUUAGAAAUAUAUAUAUUAAUCCGGAAUAGAUCCUUUAAAAUUAUUGUUAUAAAAUAACGUUACAAAACGCAAAUCGUACGCGCAUUUAAACUGUACACUAAAUAUAAGUAUGUUACUUACAUUUGGUACCCGAAUAUUUGGCAUUUGUUCCACGCAAUUUAAUGUGUUAUUCGCAUUUAAUCAAAAGUUCACAUUUUUCAAAUAAUAUAUCUGUACGAAUGUUAUGUAGAUGCAGUAUUCAAUAUGUACACCACAAACGAAUAAUUAUACAAAAAUCGGUACAGUAGACUUAAAAGACAAUAAAUCGGCGCUGAUAAAGAGGCUGUUGCUUUGUGAAAUUUUUAGUUUUGUAUCUUGUCGAAUUAAAGUGAAAUCGUAGUAGCGUUUUGAGGCAAUAAAACGUAUUUAUACAAUAAAAACCAUUAAACAAAA
Messenger RNA from Scaptodrosophila lebanonensis, 2023 nucleotides. It is a transcript of the gene Got1, whose product is annotated as aspartate aminotransferase, cytoplasmic. Gene Ontology annotation, molecular function: L-aspartate:2-oxoglutarate transaminase activity; pyridoxal phosphate binding. Gene Ontology annotation, cellular component: cytosol. The record is from RefSeq and is a predicted model, not a curated record. NCBI's taxonomy places the organism in Eukaryota, Metazoa, Arthropoda, Insecta, Diptera, Drosophilidae. The coding region runs from base 312 to 1562 and encodes 416 amino acids. The transcript is spliced from 5 exons. Gene Ontology annotation, biological process: L-aspartate biosynthetic process.